AUGGAGGAGACGGGCUUUGAGGAUGAAGUGGAUGCAGCCAUGGCAAGGGACUGCACUGGGGAUGGCACAGCUGGCCAGACCCCAGCGGAGGACCUGUCUGGCACAGCGAAGGAGACAGCCCUUGGAACGGACAGUGAGAGUGCUCCACUAUGCAAGACCCCGCUCAUCUGUUGUGCAGAUGGCCUUGAUAAGGAUACCUUUAAAAUUUGCAAGGAGUUUUUGAGACCCUUUAAGUCAUCGCUUCGCAAACUGAAUUUGUCCCAACACCUCCUCAUGAGGAAAAAACUGAAGUGUGUAAAGAAAAGUUUGACUGUAAUUGGGAACCGCGUCGAUCUGUUUCUCCACGAGUUCUGCAGAGCCUCAGAAGUCAUGCACUGGCAGAAGAAGUUAUGGCAGUUUGUCUCCCUCUUCUCAGAGCUGGAAGCAGAUCAACUGCAGAAGAUGUAUGCAUACAUCAAGAAAAACCAAAUGGAUAAGUUUCUGGACUAUAAAAAGGAAAUCAAGUUAAACGUGAAUCUGUUGUACCGUGAGAAACAGCGCGACGACACCUGUAGUGAACUUCGGACUGCAGCACAUGGAGAGAAAAACUUCGGGUUUUAA
This is a messenger RNA of Nestor notabilis (Kea), 600 nucleotides long. It is a transcript of the gene CHCT1, whose product is annotated as chromosome unknown open reading frame, human C17orf64. Lineage: Eukaryota; Metazoa; Chordata; Aves; Psittaciformes; Psittacidae. The transcript has 5 exons. The record is from RefSeq and is a predicted model, not a curated record. Bases 1 to 600 code for a protein of 199 amino acids.